Oreochromis niloticus (Nile tilapia) is the source of this 4767-nucleotide messenger RNA. RefSeq names its product protein FAM3D. Bases 330 to 980 code for a protein of 216 amino acids. Gene Ontology annotation, biological process: actin filament bundle assembly; regulation of actin cytoskeleton organization; actin filament polymerization. The record is from RefSeq and is a predicted model, not a curated record. The transcript is spliced from 11 exons. NCBI's taxonomy places the organism in Eukaryota, Metazoa, Chordata, Actinopteri, Cichliformes, Cichlidae. Gene Ontology annotation, cellular component: neuron projection; synapse; stress fiber.
UACACCUGCAACACACAAUCGGCUGUUUGCAAGCCUUGUUGUUGACUACAAAUAGUAUCUGUUACUGGUGGACACCUUCCUUUGUUUGACAUUGUGAAAAGGAGAAACUUAAUCAUCUAGUUUUCAGUAGCUAUAUACAUGUAUCACAGAAAGGAGGGUUUUUCCCACAAGUUCUGGGUUAUAGGAAUUAUCAGGAUGCGUUUUCACAGAUGAGAUGACACCAAAGCUCUGCUAGCAUGUCUUUUUUUUCUCAGUUCUUCGGGUGAGUUUGAAAGGUCUCAACUCUUCCCCUCAGGACUGAAAAAAAAGCUCUCUGAUCUGUUGCAGAUAUGAAAUAUCGAGCUGUUUUGCCCCUUGCUGCUGUAAUUAUUGUCCUCCUAAUCACAUGGGGAAUAUCCAUCAAUUCAUCCGUAGCACAGGAGAGAGAAAGGAAUCCUCUUGCUCCAACUACGUCUGUGCCAAAGUGCAGUCUCUCUAGAGUGUGUCCACCCAACCAUAUUGCUUUACGUAUCAGGAGCGGCGCCGCUGAUAUUGUCGGGCCAACGGUCUGUUUUGAUGGCAAAAUCAUAAUGAGUCAUGCACUGAAUAACGUGGGACCAGGGCUAAACAUUGCAGUGAUAAAUGGUGAAACUGGAGUUGUGGAAAAAUCUGCCUGUCUUAACAUGAAAACAGGAGACCCAAAAGACAUCCUUGCACACCUGAAGAAGAUAAAACGUGGAAUGAUCGUUUUGGUGGCCUCCUUUGAUGAUGUCACACAAAAAAUGACAAAUGAAAUGAGGGAGAUAUUCAGUGAAAUGGGAAGCACUUUGAUCAGGUCUGUAAAGCGCAGAGACAGCUGGGUGUUUGCUGGAAGAGCAGGCACAAAAAUCAAAAGCCUCUUUGAGAAGCAAGCUGUUAAUGAUGAAAAAAACAACAUUUAUGGAGGAUGGCCAGAGAUGGUGGAGGUGGGCGGCUGUUUCCCAAGAGCCUUCAGCGACUGACUGACUGACUGACUUACAUAAACAUUAAUUAACAUGAACUGUAAAAAGUGACUGCAUUUUUUUAAAUGGCCUUUCAAGAUUUACUGACGCAAAAAACAUACCUGUCUAUAAUUUCAGUAAAAGCACAUAUUAAUAUUUUACCGACAUUAUUAAUCCCGCUUCUGUUUACAGUGUAAAAGAAAGCAACUCACCCACCACUUCAUUUGGUACACCUGUUCAACUCUUUGUCAAUACAAAUAUCUAAUGAGCCAAUCGCAUAGCAGGAAUGCAUUGCAUUUACACAUGCAGACAUGGUAGAGAUCACCUGUGGAUCAUCGGUGAGGAAAGAUGAUUACGUGACUUUGAAGAUGGCAUGGUUGUUCGUGCCAGACGGGGGCUGGUCUGUCUAUUUCAGAAACUGCUGAUCUACUGGGAUUUCCAGAGAAUGGUCCAAAAAAGAAAAAUUAUGAAUGGCCAAACUGUUUUGAGCUGAUAGGAGCUCAAAUAACCAUCCAUUAUAGUCAAGAUAUGCACAAAAAUACACAGUGCAUUGAAUCCCGAAACAGAUGGGCUGCAGCAGCAGAUGAAGACCACACCAGCUGCUGUCAACUAAGACCUGGAAACUGAAGCUGCAGUUUGCCUAUGUAAUACUACGCAUGAGUAUCAAUUUCUGCUGAAACCUGCAGAUGGGAGCGUGAGAAUUUGACCUAAAUAACAUGAAAGCAUGGGUCCAUCCUGUCUUGUUUCAGUGGCUCAGGCUGCUGCUGGUGGUGUAAUGGUGUGUAUUUUGUUGUCACACUUUGGGAUCCUUAAACACCACAGCCCACCUAAGAAUUGUUGACCGUGUCCAUCCCUUUAUGACCGCAGUGUCUCCAUCUUCUGAUGGCUGCUUCCAGCAGGAUAACGCACCAUGUCACAAAGCUCAGAACUCACUGUCAUGGUUUUUUGACCUUGACAGUAAAUUCACUGUACUAUGAUGGCCUUCCAGGAUUAGUAUUUCUUCCCCCGUUGAUAUUUCUUGAUAUUUUUAUCCUAAUGAACGCUCCAAGCAUAGAAGAUAUGCCUUUUUUUUAGAUUAGUGAUUGUGGGCUGUAUAGUAAAUGUUCAAAUAGUAGAAGUCAAGUUACUGAGUACUGUGCACAUAUCUCUUACUAAUGGCCUUGAAACACUUUUGUUCCUUUACAACAAAGCUGCUUUACCACUAGACUAAUUACUUUGGUCCAGUGGUUCAAAGCAUAGAGCGACGGCUCCUGUAAGGGGGUCACAAGUUUAAAUGUGACAGAUUAGAAAAUGAUUAAUGGGACAGAGAAGAAGUAGUUCUGUUCUCUUGUAAUUUUAUAGACUUUUCCCCGAGCCUUGUGCGUUUAAUUUAAAAUCUUAAAUCUUUUUAGCUAAAUCCAUCCAGCCAUCCAUUCAUCCAUUUAGCCGGUCUAUGGCAGUGCUUUAAAAUAAACAGUCCAAUAAAAUGCAUGUAUACAAAUCUACUUAAAUACAGCACUUAAUAAGUAAGUAUAGAGUUAAAUGUUUUGGUUUUUUUGCUGAACACCUUUAGUCUGCUCAACAGGAGCUUUUCUCGGUAGUGGCUUCCCUCUGGUCCAAACACAGGGCACUUUCCUCCCUCUGUGGCAUUCUUGGCUGCUGGAGCAGAGAGAGAGGGUAACCUCAAAUUAUUGCUGAAACCCCGUAAAGUGUGAGCCCAGACGGAAUCUGUGCAAGCACCAAAUCUGGACUCACUCUGAAGACAUGGGAGUCACCCAUGGGAAGAGGGUAAGUUUGUUGCUAUCGUCCUAAUUUUCAUUUAAAGUACUUUGGGAGCAUCAGGAAGGUGUGCGUUUGUGUGUGUGUUUGUGUGUGUAAGUGGUAUUUUUAGAAUCCAAAUGUUGUAAGUGACACAACCAUUUACUGUAAGUUACCUUACUGUUUCCAAAGUAUUUAUAUUUACCGACGUUUAACUUUACUGCUAUCUUUAAAUUUGUUUUCCUUUUUGCUUUUAAAAUAAAGUUCAGUCUGUAUUACUCAGAUAUAUACUUUGCUAUUACCUGGUUAUAACUUUGUUUUGCUUAGUUAUUACCUCGUUACUCUACUUUGGUAUUAUUGUGUUAUUACUGAGCUUGACAUGAAGUGCUCACAGCUUUUGUCCUACAGUAUCAUUUUUCCUCUGGCAGAUUUUUCUCUUACUGACAUCUCUCGUUUUUUUUACCCAUUGCUCAAAGGCAGUGAAUGCUUAAACAAAUAUUGGUUUUUAUAUCCAACUGAAAAAAUGCACUCUGAAAAAUGCACUCUGAGAAGCUGCCCUUGGAGACUGUUUAUCCUGUCAUGUCCUAUUAAUUCUUCUCCCUACAAUAUCCACUGUGUGAGCUUUACCAAAACAAGACCCCCCACCCUGAAAAAACAGUGGCUAGCAGCAAUUUGUCAUUAAAAUGUAUUCAUUCCUCAUCUAGAUUCCCUCUCAUUCUGACAAUUUACUGUCAUCUUGUUGAAUUUUUAUUUAUUUGGAUAUUGUUGCUGGAAUUUGAUCACAUUGAGCAUUCAAAUUCUUUUUUUUUUUUUUUUUUUGCCUGUUUAAAUGUAGCUCAAAUGUCACUAUGGAAAGCUGGAAAGCUCCGAAGUAGCAGACAGUUUUCAAACAAAAAAAGGUUUUAUGUUACCAUGCAUGCUUUUCCUGCAUAUUUAUGAAAUACUUCAGUAAGCAACAAAAACAGUCCAGAGCUGAAUGAACUGUUUAUUCAGCUGUCCAGACUGAUUCACAGAGGAUAAUGAUUCUUGUCCCAGCUAUUAAUUCUGCUUAAAUUCCAGCAGGCAAAUAACUCAGUGGGAAUUAACUGUGUUUUGUUUGAUCCUGUCAUUAAUGAGGUGGCAGCCUUCCACCUCAACAGUAAGGGUUCUCGCUUCACUGGACAUGUGUAAGGAGCUGACACUUCAUUUGUCUGUCAGCAUCAUAAUGCAGCUUUGUGUUUGUGCUAUUUCCAAUAAGAUGCAGUGUUGACUCGACUUGGAGAUUUCUAUUUGUUUCCUUUUCCCUGUGCUGCUUUUAUUUUUGCAUGUACGUAUCUAUAAAACAGCAAUAUUUGUCUGGGGGGAUGUUGGUAUCUUUAGGAUGUAUUAUUUCCUUUUCCCCCCCACCCUUUUCUGUUGACAGAGAGAUCUUCAGCAUUUUCCAGGUAGAGAUGAGACACAGUUUCAUAUGUAUGCCUCCAUGAUGCAGACUCAUCAAACCGAACUUGAAGGCCAAUUUUCAGAGCUUCAGGCUUUUCCAUCCCAACUGCAGAGUGAGGAGGAGAGCAGUAAUCUAAUCAGACCCCUAAAAGCUACUAGUGCGAUAACUGCCCUGGAGAGCCACCGGGAGCUGCAUAAGGAACUGCGGAUGACCCACAAGAGGAAGAGAGUGUCUCAAGAAGGAAAGACUGAACUCCAGCGAGUUCUGGAAAAAAGGAAAUGGGAACAAAGAUUGAAAGCGAGCAGGGAUCAAGAGGAGGCAAAGAAGAAGACAUCAGAGCUACAUCAAGAGCUGCUGAAAAGACAACAGAGGCUUGAAAAUCUGGAAAAAGAUCAGAAAGUUAAACAAGAAGAACCAGAGUUCAUCCAAGUCAAAGAGAGACUGAGGAAGACUGCAGUGCCCUGUGCAAGGGCAAAAGAAGUGUGACCGUUUUAUAACUACGUGUGUGUUUUGUAUUCACAGUCAGUGCAAUAGACUGUUGGGAAUAACUGACCUGGUGAAGGAUUCUUCUGCUAUAAAUAGAAUAGAUAGAUAAUACAGCUCAAUGCUCAUGAUCGAGGCGACACCUUCUGGUCAAGUGGAGACACGUCA